Messenger RNA from Rosa chinensis, 756 nucleotides. RefSeq names its product auxin-responsive protein SAUR72. The record is from RefSeq and is a predicted model, not a curated record. The transcript has a single exon. Gene Ontology annotation, biological process: response to auxin. The coding region runs from base 118 to 672 and encodes 184 amino acids. Lineage: Eukaryota; Viridiplantae; Streptophyta; Magnoliopsida; Rosales; Rosaceae.
AUCCAGGUCUUCGCUUUUCAUAUAUCUUCUCUUCUUCUUUUCUUUGUUGAGAAAAGAUUAAGAUAAGGGUACGUACGCGCAAACCCUAAAACACGUACUUCACAUAUAUUUCAAGGCAUGGAUAUCGUGAAGGGAAGGUGGACGAAGAAUCCGAUCAUCAAGGCGUGGAAGCGAUGCAGUACUUUACCUAAACAAAGCAGCACGAAAGGCUCUACAGCAGCUGCUUCAUUGACAAGAAGCAAAUCAUGGAGCUCCAGUACUACUAGUAGUACUGGCACUUGCAAGCAGAAGAAGAACAAGGCCAAGGCAUGCCAAGUCGCUCCGGCUGGGUGUUUCACAGUCUACGUUGGACCCGAAAAGCAGCGAUUUGUGGUGAGGAUGGAGUUUCUUAAUCAUCCAUUGUUCAGGAUGCUGUUGGAGGAUGCAGCAUUGGAGUAUGGGUACAAAAGUGACGGUCCGAUAUUGCUUCCUUGCCAUGUGGAUCUGUUCUGCAAUGUUAUGGCAGAGAUGGAGAGCAGUGAUAUCGAUGAGGAUAGGAUCAGUGCUUCCCGUAAUUGUUCUCCGAUAAACUUCAGUCUGGCUCGUCGUAGAAAUUGUGCCAGCAACAGAGGCUGCGGUGGUGCUUAUAGGGUACUUACUCCAACAUCGUCAUCAUCAAUGGUGGUUACCUAGAUUUGAUUUUAACAUAUAUACGUACGUAGAUUGUAGAUCAAGCCAUAGAUCAGGAAAAAGACAAAAAAACAACAAUACAUCCCU